This is a messenger RNA of Fusarium verticillioides 7600, 2819 nucleotides long. RefSeq lists its product as hypothetical. Gene Ontology annotation, biological process: activation of GTPase activity. Bases 157 to 2373 code for a protein of 738 amino acids. The transcript has 5 exons. Gene Ontology annotation, molecular function: GTPase activator activity. The record is from RefSeq and is a predicted model, not a curated record. Lineage: Eukaryota; Fungi; Ascomycota; Sordariomycetes; Hypocreales; Nectriaceae.
CAACUACGUUGACGUUUACUCAAGGUUUCUGUCCAUCCUACGGCCAUCAACCUUACAGUGCCGUGGUCUACACGCAACGUUGUUACUCUCAGUCCAGGCCUUGUCUGCAAAGCCGGUAAACUGCCCUUAUACUCUUCUUUGGUGCAGCUAGGCAUCAUGAGACCCCUCCAAGAGUCCCUUUCCAGAUGGCGUGAGACACAAUCCCAAGGUGUGCACCUCGGUGAUCUUCGACGUGCUGUUCGGUAUAAUGGUCCUGCAAGCCCAUGCAUAUCAGGAUGUCGUUCUCUUUGUUGGAAGACUUUUCUUCUUUCUACUGCUGCUGAAGGACUGAGCUGGUCUCAAGUUCUGGACGAUGGAAGAAAACUUUACGCUGAGAAACGGAAUCACUUCCUCAAGUAUAUAAAACACCCAGAAGCUCUUGCAGAGCUGAACAUCGAUCCUCUGACAGAGGAUCCUAGUUCUCCGUGGAAUACGAUUCGUCAAGAUGAGGUUGUCCGUGCUGAGAUCUUGCAAGACGUUCAGCGACUCCCCGAUGAAGCUUCAUACCAUGAAGACCAGACCCAGUCAAUCAUCUUGGAUAUCCUGUUUAUGCACUGUAAACUAAAUCCGGAGCGAGGCGGCUACCGGCAGGGUAUGCACGAGCUGCUUGCCCCUAUUCUAUAUGUCAUUGAGCAGGAUGCCGUGGAUCCAACGACUUUACCAGAAGAGAUUCCUCUGGACGAUGCUCUUAUCAAAACUCUCGACCACUCUUUCAUCGAGCAUGACGCCUUUGUCCUGUUUUCAAAACUUAUGGAACGCGCCCAAUCGUUUUAUGAAGUCAAGGAUGUUAUUCCGGCACCAGGAAGUUCUCUGCGACCCCCCCAGUUCGCAGAACAAAGCUCGGCGAUUGUUGAACGAAGCAAAUUCAUCCACGAAGUUUGCCUGCAGAAAGUUGACCCGGAACUGGCUACUCAUCUAACCAACAUUGAAAUCUUACCACAAAUCUUUCUCAUUCGGUGGAUUCGGCUACUCUUCAGCAGAGAGUUCCCCUUUGAGCAGUUUUUGGUACUCUGGGAUACUAUCUUUGCUGUCGAUCCAACUCUGGAACUCAUCGAUUUUAUUUGUGUUGCUAUGCUGAUUAGAAUUCGGUGGGAUUGCAAGUUACCUAGGCAAAGAAUGUAUGCUCCUUGGCUAACGCCCUUUUUAGUAUUAGAGGCCGAUUAUUCUGUUUGCCUUCAACUACUGCUCAAAUACCCUCCUCCAACAGGAGCUCACGGUCCUCAUACAUUUGUUGAUGAUGCUCUGUACCUGAGGGACCAUCUCUCACCAUCUGGAGGAUCAUCACUGAUUAUGAAAUACACUGGAAAGAUGCCAACGUUAUCUUCUCCGCCACAGACUUCGCGAGCAGGCACUCCGAGCUUUCGUGGUUUCAACUCCUUUAAGCAUAAAGGACCAGGCCCAAAGCCGCAAAUAUCAUCCCCAUCGCGCUUCCUGCAACAACAGGGUGGCAUGGAAGCUCUGUUUCAGGGAGCCGCCAAAGGAGCCAAAGGAGUUUACGAAAGAGGUGAAAAGCUGGGUAUCAACCAAGCCGUACGAGAUGCUAUGGGAGAGAUCAAGCGAAAUCUCAACGAGGCUAGAUCUGCACCUAGAUCUCCGCAACCCCUGGUAAACAACCAAGAAUCAGCCCGGAGCCUGGUAGCAUUGGAGAGGCGGAAUCAACAACUUGCCGCAAUGCUUGACGAGACGGUCGAUAACCUCAAAGCUAUAUCUGCCUCAAAUCUCGACGACAAAGCUAAAAGCCUGGAGCUCAUCGAGAUUGCGGCGGCUAAGGUGCAGUUUGUUAAGAUUUACUUGGACGACUCUUCUAUGGAGGUUCCGGUGUUACAAUCUCCACCACCCGAGGACAAACCACAAGAAGUUGCUGUAGCUGAAACAACUAUUGUUCAGCCUGAGCCUGUGUCAGUGGCAUCUACGGAGGUUGAUAUCUCGGCUCUUCAGAUAUCCGAAUCAAAAAAAUCCCCCGAGAGCGUAUCAGCACGCCCUCCUAGCCCUGAUCAUAUGGACAUAGUCCCGCACGACGAUGGCAGAUCUGUAAACUCACUGGCUCCGACAAGGCCAGCUCCCGUGCCUACUCGUUCAACACUGGCGCAAUCGUCUUUCUCCUGGAUGCUGGAGCCAGACGAGUCGGGGUCUUCAAAAGCGUCUCCAGCGUCUAACAAGUUACCACCGCCCCAGCAUAAGAAAAAGAUGUCGAACAGUGUAAGCCGUGAGAAGAAUGCCUUCCUGUUCGGUGAAGUCACUGAGAGUAGAAAUCCCCUGAACUCAGAUGAGAUAUUCGGCCUGGAGCCUCUGAAGAAACUCAAGAACGCCACAGAUGAGAAGACAAAAGAGUAGAUUAGACCCAGACACAUCCGCAGUGGGUGAGGCCGUCCUUCAAUACAACGGAGUGGCAUGUUGACCUAAUGAUAAUACGCGUUGGCACUUGCCGAAUCCUUCAAUGUGACAACCCGCAAUAUCUUUGCCAGUGCCUAAAAACCCAGCUUGGGCUUUAGAUCCGCCGAGAACAAACAGCCACUGCUCAACGAAAACCUCAUGUUCCGGGUGUGACCGGGGAACAGGUGGCAGAUCACUGCUGCUGUUUGUGAGAAACAAAAACAGUCUUGAGAUUGCCCUGGACUUGCUGCUGCGACUAUAUAGCUCAUUUAUUCCCAUUUCAUCAUCAUUUCCCAGCAAGCCCUGUUGUGUACCUAGCUCUGUAAGAUAACUGCGAAGAGAUACGACAGCGGAUUCCUUCAUCGAACAAAUUAUACAUAGCAAGGUACUUUCAGAAGGAGUCCGAG